AUGCUCAUUUCAGCCGCUACAACAAUCCGCGACCAGCGAGAGGACCCCCAUAUAGUCACAUUCUCGCCCAAGGUCUUCAUUCCAGUCACAUUCCUCUGCAGGGACACAUGCGCCUACUGCACCUUUGCCAAGCCUCCGGAUCAGGUUCGGCGCGUGUACAUGACCGAAGCUGAGGUGCUGGAAGUGGCUCGGGCCGGAGCUGCGGUCGGGUGUGUGGAGGCUCUGUUUACUCUGGGUGAUAAACCAGAGCUGAGAUAUGAGGAGGCGAGGAAAGAGCUGCAGGAGCUGGGAUUCGCCUCUACCAUACACUACGUCGCCCAUUUAGCAGCCAGAGUGCUACAGUGCACCGGUCUCCUUCCACACGUCAACGCAGGCACCAUGGGGGCGGCAGACCUUGUCCUUUUGCGCCACGUGGCGGCCAGCCAGGGGCUGAUGCUGGAGAGCACGGCCGAGGGGCUGAUGAAGCCCGGUGGGGCCCACUGGGGAUGUCCAGAUAAGGAGGCGAGUGUGAGGCUGGCUACAAUCAAAGCUGCUGGUGCUGCCCGUAUACCCUUUACAAGCGGUCUCCUUGUGGGUAUAGGCGAGACAAGGGCCGACAGAUUAAGAGACCUGCUAACACUUCGAGACCUUCACUCCCGCUACGGGCACAUACAGGAGAUGAUCAUUCAGCCGUUCCGAGCCAAGGAGCAGACGAGGAUGGGGGGGUGGGGCCAUGCAGAAGUGGAGGAGCUGCUGUGGAGCGUGGCGAUGGCGAGAAUCAUGUUUGGGGCUCAUAUGAGCAUCCAGUCUCCACCCAACCUGAGUGCGGGGGACUUGGCUCAGAGUGCACUCAUAGCAGCGGGGAUCAACGACUGGGGAGGGAUCUCUCCAGUCACAGUUGACUGGGUCAACCCUGAGGCCCCCUGGCCGCACAUUCACGAGCUGGCGGCAGUCACUGCAGCUUCUGGGAAGGUUCUCGUGCCUCGCCUGCCGGUCUACCCCACCUUUCUGUCACUGCACAACCAAGACACCAAUGGCCUUGCAAACACUGGUGCCCCUGCCCCCUGCCGUCCCUCCCCUGGGCUGGGCAUGAACGGAUCCACAUUCGUUUUCCAUGUAGAUCCACAUCCUAUCCUGCAGCCGUUGACUUUGGAGUCGACUCAAAAGUCAACUCCCCUGGGCAUGAGCGGAUCCACAUUCGUUUUCCAUGUAGAUCCACAUCCUCUCCUGCAGCCGUUGACUUUGGAGUCGACUCAAAAUUCAACUCCCCUGGGCAUGAGCGGAUCCACAUUCGUUUUCCAUGUAGAUCCACAUCCUCUCCUGCAGCCGUUGACUUUGGAGUCGACUCAAAAGUCAACUCCCCUGGGCAUGAGCGGAUCCACAUUCGUUUUCCAUGUAGAUCCACAUCCUCUCCUGCAGCCGUUGACUUUGGAGUCGACUCAAAAGUCAACUCCCCUGGGCAUGAGCGGAUCCACAUUCGUUUUCCAUGUAGAUCCACAUCCUCUCCUGCAGCCGUGCAUCCAUGUCCGUUUCCCAGCCUCUCCUUCUCCCUGCCGCCCUCUGCCUGCCUGCCAGGACCCCGUGGCCCUUCCCUGCGUCCUGCAACUCUCAGACAGAUCAGGCUAUGCAAAGGUGCCAGCAGUGGGCUCCUGGAACGCUGCUGCCCCUGCCACCUGGACCCCAUGGCCCUUCCCUGCGUCCUGCAACUCUCAGACAGAUCAGGCUAUGCAAGGACCCCGUGGUCCUUCCCCACGUGCUCCCGCACUCAGACGGUUGCGGCUAUGCGGGGUGCCAGCAGUGGGCGCCUGGGACGCUGCUGCCCCUGCCGCCUGGUGCAGAGGGCUUGCUUGUAGCAGCCCCUCACUGUGUCCCUGCUGCCCUCACUUUGUCUCUCCCUGCCUCCAGGACCCCGUGGUUCUUCCCCACAUCCUCCAGCACUCAGACGGUUGCGGCUAUGCGGGGUGCCAGCAGUGGGCGCCUGGAACACUGCUGCCCCUGCCACCUGGUGCAGAGGGCUUAAUAGCAGCAGCAGCAGCAGCAUCUAAGUCUCCUGUCUCUGCCCCUGUCUCUGCCCCUGUCUCUGCCCCUGUCUCUGCCCCUGUCUCUGCCCCUGUCUCUGCCCCUGUCUCUGCCCCUGUCUCUGCCCCUGUCUCUGCCCCUGUCUCUGCCCCUGUCUCUGCCCCUGUCUACGGCCCUGUCUCCCUGCCACCAGGACCCCAUGGUCCUUCCCCACAUUCUACAACUCUCAGACAGCUCUGGCUAUGCGAGGUGCCAGCAGUGGGCGCCUGGGACGCUGCUGCCCCUGCCACCAGUGCCCCUUUUCUCCUGCCCCUUUUCUCCUGCACCUCAUACGAGCACCUCAUGCACCUCAUGCACCCCAUGCACCCCAUGCACCCCAUGCACCCCAUGCACCCCAUGCACCUCAUGCACCCCAUGCACCUCAUGCACCCCAUGCACCUCAUGCACCCCAUGCACCUCAUGCACCCCAUGCACCCCAUGCACCCCAUGCACCCCAUGCACCUCAUGCACCCCAUGCACCCCAUGCACCCCAUGCACCCCAUGCACCCCAUGCACCUCAUGCACCCCAUGCACCCCAUGCACCUCAUGCACCCCAUGCACCCCAUGCACCCCAUGCACCCUAUGCACCCCAUGCACCCCAUGCACCUCAUGCACCCCAUGCACCCCAUGCACCCCAUGCACCCUAUGCACCCCAUCCACCUCAUGCACCCCAUGCACUCCAUGCACCCCAUGCACCCCAUGCACCCCAUGCACCUCAUGCACCCCAUGCACCCCAUGCACCCCAUGCACCCCAUGCACCCCAUGCACCCCAUGCACCUCAUGCACCCCAUGCACCCCAUGCACCUCAUGCACCCCAUGCACCCCAUGCACCCCAUGCACCCCAUGCACCCCAUGCACCCCAUGCACCCCAUGCACCUCAUGCACCCCAUGCACCUCAUGCACCCCAUGCACCUCAUGCACCCCAUGCACCUCAUGCACCCCAUGCACCCCAUGCACCCCAUGCACCCCAUGCACCUCAUGCACCCCAUGCACCCCAUGCACCUCAUGCACCCCAUGCACCCCAUGCACCCCAUGCACCCCAUGCACCCCAUGCACCUCAUGCACCCCAUGCACCCCAUGCACCCCAUGCACCCCAUGCACCCCAUGCACCCCAUGCACCCCAUGCACCCCAUGCACCCCAUGCACCUCAUGCACCCCAUGCACCCCAUGCACCCCAUGCACCUCAUGCACCCCAUGCACCCCAUGCACCCCAUGCACCCCAUGCACCCCAUGCACCUCAUGCACCCCAUGCACCCCAUGCACCUCAUGCACCCCAUGCACCCCAUGCACCCCAUGCACCCCAUGCACCUCAUGCACCCCAUGCACCCCAUGCACCCCAUGCACCCCAUGCACCCCAUGCACCUCAUGCACCCCAUGCACCCCAUGCACCUCAUGCACCCCAUGCACCCCAUGCACCCCAUGCACCCCAUGCACCUCAUGCACCCCAUGCACCCCAUGCACCCCAUGCACCCCAUGCACCCCAUGCACCUCAUGCACCCCAUGCACCCCAUGCACCUCAUGCACCCCAUGCACCCCAUGCACCUCAUGUUGUGGUCGUUCACUUUCUGCACAGCAACUGAUAUCCUGUUUGUGUGCAACUUUAGAGAUGGGCUGAGAGCGGUGGUGAGCGGUGACGUGGUGUCGUACGUGGUGAACCGCAACAUCAACUACACCAACGUGUGCACCUAUGCCUGCCAGUUCUGCGCUUUCAGAAUGUCUCUAGAGGAGAUCAGCAGUCGAGCCAAGGAGGCAUGGGAGAGAGGCGCAACAGAGGUCUGCAUGCAGGUGCCCCAGAGAGGCAUGCACCCGGACUCCACAGGAGAAACCUACCUCUCCACCUCCCCAUCGUCAAGCCUCGAAGGCCCUGCCUCUCCUCCCUCGUGCUCCCCUGUCUCUCUAUCCCUGUGUGCCCCAAUUCUUACCCCCCAGGGAGGCAUACACCCGGACUUCACAGGGGAGACCUACCUCUCCAUCCUCUCGGCUGUCAAGGCAGCAUGUCCCGACAUGCACGUGCAUGCCUUCUCGCCUCUGGAGGUCUGGCAUGGUGCCACAUCCCUCAACUGCAGCGUGCCGCAAUUUCUCAAGCUCCUGAAGGAUGCGGGUCUGGGUUCUCUGCCUGGAACGGCUGCUGAGAUCUUGGACGACUCAGUGCGAGCAGUGCUGUGCCCAGAUAAGAUCUCAACCGUCCAGUGGAGGGAGGUGAUCGAGGCCGCUCAUGCUGUGGGCCUCCCCACCACCUCCACCAUCAUGUUCGGCCACGUGGACCAUCCCAUCCACUGGUAA
Messenger RNA from Closterium sp. NIES-65, 4320 nucleotides. The record is from the annotation of a GenBank genome assembly. Lineage: Eukaryota; Viridiplantae; Streptophyta; Zygnematophyceae; Desmidiales; Closteriaceae.